GACGGCAGGGUGCUAUGGAGACUGGCACGCGCCACGGUGCCGAGCCUGAGGCCGGUUGGUCCCCCCACACCCAGAGCAAGCUCCACAGCGAGCAUGCCCUGCUGCAGCAGGCCACCGUAUGGCUGCAACAAGUGCUGGGCAGCCAAAUGCCCGCGGGAAAGCCGGCCAGCGAGCUGUUCAGGGACUGCAGCAUCCUGGGCCGCGUGGCGGAUGUGGUGCAAGCGGCGCGCCAGGGCAGGGUGCCAGCCCACCGCCCGCCGCCGCCGCCUGGCGCCAGCAGGCGCAGGGCAGACGCCAUCAACGACUUUGUGCGGUGGCAGGCGCUGUGCACCGAGCUGGGCGUGGGCCGGGACCAGCUGCCGCUGCUGGCGGACGUGGAGCAGGGGCGGGGCGUGCCCGCCAUCUGCCGUUGCCUGUGGGCCGCCGCCGACAAGUGCGGCGCGCUCGGCCUGGCGGUGCCUGCGUUUGGUGCCGACGCCCGCAGCAGCCUGCGGCGCAGCAUGACGCGGGAUGCCAGCGCCAAGCGGGCGGAACUGUUUUCUGGCAGCGGACCCAGCCCGCCCAAGCGCCCGUCGCUGCCGCUGCUGACGCCCCGCGCGUUCCAGGGCAGGGCGGGCACCCCGGGAGGCGGCUGCACCAGCGCCGCGCUGCGCGACAGCAACAGCGGCCUGCCUGCCUGGCGGCAGGGCGGCCAGAAGGCCGGCACGCCGCAGCAGCAGGCACAGCAGCCCGGCUUGGCGGCGGAAGCGGGGCACCAGGGCAAUGACAGCAGCCUGGGGCGCAGGCUGGCAGCCAUGGAGCGAGCAGCUGCGCAGGCUGCCAGGCUGCGCACCAGCCCCGACGCUGUUGCCAGCCGCAGCAGCCCACCGCAGCCGCAGCAGCAGGUGCAGCAGCGGCGCCGCCCGGUGCUGCCCACCCUAGACCUGCAGGCCGCCGCCGCCGCCGCUGCAGAAGAGGCUGCAGAGGAGGAGGAGGAGGAGGCUGCCUUUGCGGCGGCCCAGGCUGCCAGCCCGUUGAGCUCUCCUGCCAGCAGCCCCGCCGCCAGCCCUGGCGCCGCGUAUUACAGCAGCAGCAGCUACUUCAGCAGCAGCGUUGCCACCAGCAGCCCCGAUCCCAGCCCCAGCCGCUACCGUCUGACCCCCAACACCCUGAAGACCGCGGCACAGGGCAACCCGCUGUGGAGCACCUCGCCCCCUCGCUCACUCACACCCAUCCCCAUGCCCGCUUUUGAGGAGGAGGAGGCACAAGAGGAGGAGAACCUGCGCCAGCCAGAGGCAGUCUCCCCGCCCCUGCAGCCUGUUGCUGCACCGCCGGCAUUGGCAGCAGCGCUCGAGCCGCAGCAUGGCCCCCGGCGCUCCGAGCCUGCCGCCGCCGAGGGCCCGCCGCAGCCGGAGAUGCUGCAACCCCGCCGAUCUGCUGUUGAGAGGGAGGAGGAGGAAGGCGAGGUGGCGUACAGCCGGUGCGGCGGCGACCUGCUGGAGAGCCUGCUCAGCCCGCCGCACCUCAAGCCCGCCCACUCCCAGCUGCUGGGUGCACUCAUGCACACCUCUGGCGGCGGCGCGGCUGCCGCAGCCGCGGCGGCUGAGCAGCGGCGGCGCAUGGAGGAGCAGCGCGCGGCAGAGGAGCAGGAGCAGGAGCGGCUGGCAGCGGCUGCCGCUCUUGCUGCUGCCCCAGCUGUGAGCCAGGUUGAGGAGGCUGAGGUUGAUCCAUCAGCGGCGGAGGCGCCGGCGCCAGACACCGAGCCCCUGCCGGCCAGCCAGCCCGUGUGCACCGCAGCAUCUGCUGCGACGCAGAGCGAGGUCAGCAGCAGGGCUGCUGGCGGCGGCGGCGGCGUGCGAAAGCUGGCUCUGGUGCUGCUGGGAGCGGUGGCAGGUGCAGCCGCAGCGGUGGCGGCCGGAGCGUCGCACCAGCAGCAGCAGCGGGGGAGGCGCUCUGGGUCCCGCCCGCAGCGGGUGCCCACCCUCGGCGGCAUGCGAGCUGCGCCUGCAGGGCAGCAGCCGGUGCCUCGCCGGGAUGGCCGCGCCCGCAGCAGCGGUGCGGUGGUGGUGGCCUGGGACAGCCCUGACGUGCUGACUCAGGGGCCUGGCCGCCCCGCCGACUGUGUGAUGCCAGCGGGAAGCCUGGGAGCUUCCCUGUUCUCCCGCGCCCUUUCGGCAGCCUCCACCCGCGCCGCAGCCGCAUCCACGGCCAAGAGCAGCAGCGCCGCGGCUCGCCCGCCAGCACCGCACUCGUGCACCUCGGCCUGGGGCUCCGCCGCCGCCUCGCGCCGCCGCGCCGCCGCCGCCACCUGCCCCGCCGCGGCCAUGAGCAGCAGCAGCAGCAGCGGAGGGGCCGCCGCGGCAGCAGCCACGGAAGCGGCGGCCACGGCGCCGGGCAACACCUCCAUCAUCAUUGACGACCCUCCGCCCGCCAACGGCGGCGCCGGCGCCGGCGCCACCUCAGCGGCAGCCACCGCCAGCCUGCGCUCCCUGGAGGACCUGCAGUUUGACAACACCUUCACCGCGCAGCUGCCGGCAGACGACUCGGAGAUCAACGUCAGCUCUGCGCUGUACAGCUGGGUGGCGCCCACCCCCACCGGCACCGAGCCUACCACCAUCGCCGCCAGCGCCGCCGUGGGGCGCCUGGUGGGGCUGGACCCGGCAGAGGCGCUGCGCCCAGAGUUUGCCCUCAUCUUCAGCGGCAACGCGCCGCUGCCCCAGACGCGCUCCUAUGCACAGUGCUACGGCGGGCACCAGUUUGGGCACUGGGCGGGGCAGCUGGGGGACGGGCGGGCCAUCUGCCUGGGACAGUCGGUGAAUGGCGAGGGGGAGCGGUGGGAGCUGCAGCUCAAGGGCGCGGGGCGCACGCCUUACUCCCGCAUGGCCGACGGCCGCGCCGUGCUGCGGUCCUCCAUCCGUGAAUACCUGGCCUCCGAGGCGAUGCAUGCGCUUGGGGUGCCCACCACGCGCGCCCUGUCGCUGGUGGCUACCGGGGACCAGGUGAUGAGAGACAUGUUUUACAACGGGAAUGCGCGGCUGGAGCCUGGCGCGGUGGUGUGCCGCGUGAGCAAGAGCUUCGUGCGCUUUGGCUCCUUCCAGCUGCCCGUCACCAGGGGCAAGGACGAGAUGGGCAUGGUGGGGCUGCUGGCCGACUACGUCAUCCGCCACCACUACCCGCACCUGCAGGGCGGCCCCGGCAACAAGUAUGCCGCCUUCCUGGCUGAGGUGGCGCAGCGCACAGCGCGCCUGGUGGCGGAGUGGCACCGCGUGGGCUUUGUGCACGGCGUGCUCAACACAGACAACAUGAGCAUACUGGGGGAGACGAUCGACUAUGGUCCCUACGGUUUCCUGGAGCGCUUUGAUCCCGAUUUCACGCCCGAGAUUGGGCAGUGGAACCUGGUGCAGCUGGCGCGGGCGCUGGUGGUGGCGGGGCUGCUGAGCGAGGAGGAGGCGGCGCCGGCGCUGGCCGCGUAUGCAGAGACGCUGACGCAGGCAGGCCUGCUGCGGGAGGCUGGGUUGGCUGGGCCCGCUUGCCGCCGGUAUGAUGAGGUACAGGCGGCCAAGCUGGGCCUGCGCGCCUAUGAUCGCGAGGUGGCGGGCGGCCUGCUGCGUCUGAUGUACGAGGAUGCGGCCGACUACACCAACACCUUCCGCAGCCUGAGCGGCGUGGGGCUGGAUGCAGCAGGCGACGAGCCCGCCAGCGGCCUGCCGCCGGCGCUGGCCUGCGCGCUGGGCCCUCUGGAGGAGGAGCGGUACGCGGCGUGGCGGCAGUGGGUGCAGCUGUACCGCGCCAGGCUGGCGCAGGAGGGCAUGGCGGAGCAGGAGCGCGCUGCCAUCCAGGAUGCCGCCAACCCGGCCAUCGUGCCACGCAACCACGUGAUGGUGACGAUCAUUGGGGAGGCGGAGGAAGGGAACUACCAGCCCCUGCACAGGUACAUGGCGGCCCUGCUGCAGCCGUACAACGCCAGCGGGCUGGACCCGGCCUGGCUCGAGCCCGCGCCGCAGAAGUGCCGGCUGGGCGUGGAGCUGCUGUCGUGCAGCAGCUGA
Chlorella variabilis is the source of this 4025-nucleotide messenger RNA. RefSeq lists its product as hypothetical. The transcript is spliced from 19 exons. NCBI's taxonomy places the organism in Eukaryota, Viridiplantae, Chlorophyta, Trebouxiophyceae, Chlorellales, Chlorellaceae. Bases 15 to 4025 code for a protein of 1336 amino acids. The record is from RefSeq and is a predicted model, not a curated record.